AGAAGAGGAGGUGUAGAGGAACAAUAGCGACCUCUUCUCUUCCCUCCUCUCUCUCUCUCUUUCUCUCUCUGUUGUUGUGUUCUCUGAGAGGGAGUGAGAGAAAGAUACAUAUAUAUAUAUAUAUAUUGAUUCCAAAGCCUCCAUAUUUUUUUAUAUUUUGUUGUUUGCUCAUUUUUCUUUGCAGAAGGCGAUUGCAGAGAACAGUGAUCAGUGGAAGGAGCAAGAACAAAGAGAAAAAAAAAGGAGAGAAAGAGAAAGAAAGUGAGAGAAACGACACGGAAAGACAACAGACAGAAGUAGAGAGAGAGAGACAUAGAGAAGAAUUCAAGAGAGGCUUCAAUCCCACAGAAGAGAAAAGGAUGUCUGAGAGCUUUACACCCUUUUCCACCCUGCAACUAUAAGAGUACAGAGAGAAAGGAAGCUGGUUUUGUUGAACUGAAGAGAGAGAUGAUGAAGAACGAGACACUGAUAUGGGAAUAGCAAUACCUCUUCCUCUUCCGUAUGUGAUUUCUCAUUCAAAGGCUUACCAUCAUCAAAUUCAAAUCUCAGACAAGCCCAAUUCUGCAAAUUCUAUGUCCCAAGACUACCACCACCACCACCACCACCACCAAGGUAUCUUCAGUUUCUCAAAUGGGUUCGAGAGAGCCCAACACGAACAGCAACAGCAACAGCAACAACAACAACAACAACAACAACAGCAGCAGCACAUCGCUCAGCAUCAGAUCCGCAGGCCGCCGCCAUUGGUGGCGAUGGAAGAAGACGAAUCCGGUGAGCUUCCAGUUUAUGAGACCGCCGGUAUGCUUUCGGAAAUGUUCAAUUUUCCACACGGUGGCUCUGGAACGGGCAACGAGCUGUUAGAGAACCAGAUAUCUCCCAAUUAUCGCAACACUAGGCCGGCGGCAGCGGAGGGGGUAAGCAGCGGGUGGUACGAAAACAGGAUCGGGGGGAUAGGCGGUUUGGGACCGCUGAGCGAUGAUUCGAAGAAUCAAAACGUAGUGAAUAACCAACAUCAUCACCAUCAGAUUUCAAGCAUUAAUGUCACAGACUCGGCAGCUGCUGCCAUGCAGCUUUUUCUGAUGAACCCACAACAACCCAAGUCACCUUCACCAUCUCCAUCUCAUCAUCCUGCUCCUGCAACAUCCUCCACACUUCACAUGUUGCUUCCAAAUCCAAACCCAUCAUCAUCCACUUCUACUCUACAAGGGUUUCACAGCCACCACCAACACCACCACCAAAUUGGUCCUCCUUCCCAAUUCACAUGGGUUCCUGACAGUGCACAUGAAGGAGUUACAACAACUGCUGAAAUCGGAGGAGUAGUGGAAAGCCAAGGACUCUCGUUAUCGUUAUCGUCUUCGUUGCAACACUUGGAGGCGGCGAAAGCUGAGGAAUUGAGGAUGGGAGAUGGUGGGAUGCUGUUUUUUAAUCAGGUAGGAAGUGGGUCUGCUUCAGCUGCUCAGUUUCCGUACAGGAAUUUGGGUGGUCAUCACCAGGCGCCACUGCAUUUGCAAGGCGGAGGAGUGGAUCAAAACCAUCAGGUUCAUGUUGGGUUUGGGUCUUCUUCAUUAGGUGUGGUCAAUGUGUUGAGGAAUUCAAAAUAUGUUAAGGCUGCUCAAGAAUUGUUGGAAGAAUUUUGUUGUGUUGGGAGGGGUCAAUUCAAGAAGAGUAAACUUGGAAGACAUAAUAACACAAACCCUAAUCCUAAUCCAAGUAAUAGCGCCGCCGGUGGUGGUGGUUCUUCAUCUUCCUCAAAGGAUCUCCCUCCUUUGUCAGCAGCUGAUAGGAUUGAGCACCAGAGAAGAAAGGUCAAACUAUUAUCCAUGCUUGAUGAGGUGGACAGAAGGUAUAACCAUUACUGUGAACAAAUGCAAAUGGUAGUGAACUCAUUUGACUUGGUGAUGGGGUUCGGAUCAGCAGUCCCAUACACGGCCCUUGCCCAGAAAGCGAUGUCGCGACACUUCCGGUGUCUGAAGGAUGCCAUAGCAGCACAAUUGAAGCAGAGUUGUGAAUUGUUGGGAGAGAAAGACGCAGGGACAUCGGGAGUGACUAAAGGAGAGACACCGAGGCUGAGACUGCUAGAGCAAAGCUUGAGACAACAAAGAGCGUUCCACCAAAUGGGUAUGAUGGAACAAGAAGCCUGGAGGCCCCAAAGGGGUCUGCCUGAACGCUCAGUUAACAUUUUGAGAGCUUGGCUUUUUGAGCAUUUCCUCCACCCGUACCCCAGCGAUGCAGAUAAGCAUCUCUUGGCACGUCAGACUGGCCUCUCCAGAAACCAGGUCUCAAACUGGUUCAUUAAUGCCAGGGUCCGAUUGUGGAAACCCAUGGUGGAAGAGAUGUACCAACAAGAGAGCAAAGAAGAAGAAGAAGAAGAAGAUGACGCGGAUCCUGAUCCUGAUCCUGAUCAUAAUAAUAAUAAUGAUACUGAUGAGCGAGAAACAAUUAGGCAGCAAAACAGUGCCCUUGCACAAACACCAAUGCCUACUACUACCACAACAACAGUCACAGGAGCUGUUAACUCUGUUGCCACUGCACCCCCAUCAUCAUCAUCAACUACAACAACAACAACAACAACAACAGGCAAAAGAUCCCAAAUCAAUGCACUUGAUAACGACCCUUCACUCAUGGCAAUCAAUGCCCAAUAUUUCUCGGAAAACCAAGCACACCGCCCCACCACCACCGUCUCCACGGCCACCACUAUUCAUGACUCCAACACGUGUCGCUACGGCAAUUAUGGAACCAUCGCCACUGCCACUGCCGCUACCGCUACCGGGAAUCCUGAUAUUGGAAUUGGAUCGACACUAAUCAGAUUUGGGACCACGACGGGUGAUGUGUCGCUCACUCUAGGACUUCGGCAUGCCGGGAACGUGCCGGAGAAGAGUCCUUUCUCGGUUAGGGAUUUUGGGUCAUGUUGAAAUUUUAUAUAUAUAUAUAUACACAAAGUACCUUGAUGAAAACAAAUUUUAUAUAUAUAUUUGGUUUUGGUCCCUCUCAUGAUUCUCAGGACUUAUGUUAGUCAUUUUCUUUUUUGUUGUUUGAUUCUAUUAAGAAAGAAAACAAAUUUACAUCAUGGGAAAAGUAGGGAUUUACGUUAGGUGGGUAGCUCUGUAUGAGGUCUAUUGUAAUUGUAUAGGACACUGUUUUUUUGGCUUCCUUUAUAUGUACUUCGUUAAGGUUUUGUACUUAAUUAUCUCUUAAAUAAUUUAUGAAAUGUCGGCUUUAGUAAGAAAA
Messenger RNA from Camellia sinensis, 3225 nucleotides. RefSeq names its product BEL1-like homeodomain protein 2. The record is from RefSeq and is a predicted model, not a curated record. NCBI's taxonomy places the organism in Eukaryota, Viridiplantae, Streptophyta, Magnoliopsida, Ericales, Theaceae. Gene Ontology annotation, biological process: regulation of DNA-templated transcription. Gene Ontology annotation, molecular function: DNA binding.